AUGAACGGUUACUCGUCUGGUGGUUAUUCAACUGCUGCUCACAAUUCAAGACCAACUACCCAACAAAACCAGCAGCAUAGACUACCAUCACAGCAGUCGCUAUUCAAGUUUCCUCAGGAUUUGCUGGAAAAGAAGGUCGAAGCCGCAAACAACCACAUCCAAAAAACAAAGCAAGAACAUCCUGACCUGUUUGAACAAGAAAUAUGGCGCAGAGCCGCAUUGCGAAGAACGGGAAUGGGUGAAACACGGGAAGGUUGUCUCACUAGUCUAGCACAUCCACAACCUGGCCCAUUCGAUUAUGAUAUCAAGUUGCCCAGUGCAGGUCCAAAGUUCUCGAUAUUGGCUAGGCACAAGGAUGUCAUUAAAGGGGUCACACCUGCUCCGACCGCCUAUGAAGUGCUGGCUUCAGUGGCAGCUACUUCACCGCAUGCUCCUGCAAUUAGUAUAGCUGGCAAGCUGGAUCUGCUUCCACUGCUUGUACAUGCAGAGGGGCCAUCACCAGGGGAGCAUCAGAAUGGAGAGAGUACGAUAGGACAGGAUAAGCCAAAGUUUACUAUUGCCGGUAGACAUGAUCUGAAUGUCGACACAAGCCCAGGCCCAAAAUACUUUGUCGAUAUCAAAAGCUCAGCCCCCGUAUUCUCAUUUCGAGUCAAACCAGAACCCAAAGUUGAACUACUACCAGGCCCCACAGACUACAACAUCCAAAUCAAAUCACCCGUACACGCGCCAGCAUUCAACAGCAGACCAAAAACCAGCUUGACGGAAAACUUGACUGAGGGGCCCGGCGUAUUAUACUAUCCAAGAUUAGAAUGGGCGCAUGGCAAUGGCGUCACACUGAAAGGAUAUCAUCGAGAAUUCAAACCACUACAAACGCCAAGUCCCGCUCAAUACAAGGCAAACAGCUCCCUCAAAGGUCCGGAAUUCACUAUGACUGCACGUCAAUUCCAGCCCGAUUCCAAAGACGUGGUACCAGCAUCAACCGAAUACUCUCCACAAUACGAUGCCAGUGUACCUGCACCACGCGCAGUGACAUUAAAAGGUCGCCAGUCAGUCGCAUUUGCAGUUUCAAGAGAGAUUACACCGUCUCCUGCAGAAUAUUUGCCACGUAACCGUCAAAUCUGCUGGAAUGAUAAGCCUAAAGCUACUAUUAAGGGCCGUCAUGAAACACGUAUCGAUGACACUCCUGCACCAAAUGCAUAUUCACCCUAUUCGCCAGUGGUGCGACCAAUGACUCAAGCAACUCCUCAAAAGGCACCAUUCAAGAAAUUAUCUCAACAAUUGCAACAACAGCCAGCUAUGGAAACAAUCGAUACAAUCGACGAAGAAGACAGCCAACAACAACAACACCAACAGCACGAAAAUGUCGAAGAAUCGCAUGAAGAAGAAUCCGAAAAGAAACGUGCCAAACGAUCACCACAAACCCACCGCAACAUUGCUGAAGACUGCCGACCAGUCACAGCACCCACUCCACAAAUCCGUCACCCACAACGAGGAUACACGUUUGGUGUACGUCCAAACCCAAUGUCUGAACUCAAAUGCGAUGAUACACCGGGUCCCAACGCAUAUAUGCCACCAAGCGAAUGGAGACGUAAAGCUGCGAGUAUUAAAGGACGAGCUACGCCUUAUAUGACGACGUUCACGACCAAUCGGUUUGAUACGUUACGUGUCUGA
This is a messenger RNA of Synchytrium microbalum, 1671 nucleotides long. RefSeq lists its product as uncharacterized. NCBI's taxonomy places the organism in Eukaryota, Fungi, Chytridiomycota, Chytridiomycetes, Synchytriales, Synchytriaceae. The transcript is spliced from 3 exons. Bases 1 to 1671 code for a protein of 556 amino acids. The record is from RefSeq and is a predicted model, not a curated record.